GAUACUUCUCAUAAAUAUUGCAUCGCAUGCUGCGGAUGGAGAUCAGAAUGUCGAUGCAGUAUUGGUGUUGUAGAUGUAUGUGAUCCUCCGUAGACUCGAUCCUGCAUCCCUUCAAUCCGGUUGGAGAUAGAACCAUCAGCUGUUGCACCAGAAGAUGAGCAACAGAGUUGAAGCCGUGACCGACGAGGAGGGGAACGGCAAAGUCGAAGCUGCCGUGGUGGACGACGAGAGGAAGAAGCAGAAGCAGCCGUCAUGGUUGAGAAGGGGAGGGUCAAGUGGCCAGAUUAAGAGCUUCGCUGCGCUUUCAAGCAGUCUCCUUCCUGCCUUUGGAGCGGGCAUCGACGGCAACUAUCCUGCCAUCAAGAAAUAUGUUAUUGCACCUUAUGAUCCAAGAUACAGGUGGUGGCAGAUGUUUCUGAUGGUGCUGGUCUUCUACUCGGCCUGGGCGUCGCCGUUCGAGCUAGCGUUUCAGCAGGUGGGCUCGGGCUCGCUCCUCAUCUUCGACCUCGUCGUCGACGUGUUCUUCGCGAUCGACAUCGUCAUCUCCUUCUUCGUCGCCUACUUCAACAGUUCCACGUACCUCCUUGUCGACGACCGGAGAAAGAUAGCAAAGCGAUACCUGACGAGGCCAUGGUUUGUGAUGGAUGUAGCAUCCACCGUACCAUUUCAGAUCAUAUACCGCGUCCUCACCGGUAAAAGAAACGGCGGCACUGUAUUCGGAAUUGUGAAUCUGCUCCGGUUGUGGCGACUCAGGCGGGCAAGCAAGCUGUUCGCAAGGCUGGAGAAAGACAUCAGGUUCAGCUACUUCUGGACAAGAUACGUGAAGCUCAUCUGUGUGACAUUGUUUGCGGUACACUCGGCGGCUUGCGUCUAUUACUGGAUGGCCAUCCACUACCGAGUGAAAGAUCACACGUGGAUUGGCAGCCUGGUGCCGGACUUCGAGGAGAGAAGCAUAUGGCUGGGCUACACCUACGCCAUGUACUGGUCCAUCACCACCCUCACCACCGUCGGCUACGGAGACUUGCAUGCGUGGAACACCGGGGAGAAGGUGUUCACGAUAUUCCUCAUGCUCUUCAACAUCGGCCUCACCGCCUACCUCAUUGGCAACAUGACCAAUCUCAUCGUCCACGCCGCCACCCGCACCUUCCUCAUGAGGGACACCAUACAAAAGGUCUCGCGCUUCGCGAGCAAGCACCGGCUGUCGGAUGGCCUGAGAGAGCAGAUGAUGGCGCACCUGCAGCUCAAGUUCAAGACGAUGGAGUUGCAGCAAGAGGAAGUGAUUGCGGACCUGCCCAAGGCGAUCAGAUCCACCAUUGCUCAGCAUCUCUUCCAACGCACGGUCGAGGGAACCUACCUGUUCAAAGGGGUCUCGAAGGAGUUCAUAGUUCAGCUGGUUUCGGAGAUGCAAGCAGAGUACUUCCCUCCUAAAGUGGAUAUCAUUAUAGAGAACGAGAUCCCCACGGAUCUCUACAUCAUUGUCUCUGGAGCAGUGGAUGUCUUGACGACUAAGAAUGGAUCGGAAAAGUUUCUGUCAACAUUAGGUCCUGCAGAUGUGGCUGGGGAAAUUGGAGUAAUCUUCAACAUCCCACAGCCAUUUACAGUUCGAAGCAAGAGGCUUUCGCAGGUUGUACGGAUAAGCCAUCGCCAUUUUAUGCAAAUUGUACAGCCAUAUAGUGAGGAUGGGAAAAUAGUCUUCUCCAAUUACAUCCAGUUCCUGAAGGAGCUCAGCAAAGACUUGAUUGAGGAAGUACCCUUUGUGCCAGAGUUGCUUAAGCAAAUGAAUGAGCAUGAAGAGCCCUUGGAGGAAUCACAAGAUCUUGAAUCAUCGAUGCCAAAUGAUGCUGGUGUAGAAGGACCACCGGCCGCAGCUAUGGGUCCAGCUUCAUGUGAUUUAGCCAAGAGAGUGACAAUUCAUGGACAUCAUCCUGAUGCAACAAACAAACCGGAAAGGCAUGCUGCAGGAAAACUCAUCUUUUUACCUGAUUCAAUGGAAGAGCUAUUGAAACUAGCAGAGAGGACAUUUGAGAUAACAGCAACGAGGGUUGUGGCAGCUGAUGGAGCCGAAAUUGAAGAGAUAUGCACCAUUAGAGAAGACGACCACUUGUUUAUAUGUUGAAGCGGAUAUAAGCAAACUACAGCCUGCAGCCAGCAAUGUGUGCGUGUAUGUAUAUAUUAUCGGAUAUAAUUUUUUCCCAGUUGAACGCAAUUGC
Molecule: messenger RNA, 2210 nt
Organism: Musa acuminata subsp. malaccensis (wild Malaysian banana)
Lineage: Eukaryota; Viridiplantae; Streptophyta; Magnoliopsida; Zingiberales; Musaceae
Product: potassium channel KAT4
Biological process (GO): transmembrane transport; potassium ion transport
Cellular component (GO): membrane
Molecular function (GO): voltage-gated potassium channel activity
Source: RefSeq, a predicted model, not a curated record